Messenger RNA from Akanthomyces muscarius, 2853 nucleotides. RefSeq lists its product as uncharacterized. The transcript is spliced from 4 exons. The record is from RefSeq and is a predicted model, not a curated record. The coding region runs from base 1 to 2853 and encodes 950 amino acids. Gene Ontology annotation, biological process: diterpenoid biosynthetic process. Lineage: Eukaryota; Fungi; Ascomycota; Sordariomycetes; Hypocreales; Cordycipitaceae. Gene Ontology annotation, molecular function: terpene synthase activity; magnesium ion binding.
AUGGGGUCAAAAACUGCCCCCAACGUCACCAUCGAAGACUUGAUUGUCAGAUCUAAGUUUCUUUUGCAAACCAUAGCGCAAAACACCCACGAAAAAUAUGGAUUCGGGACACUAACGUGCACCAUCUAUGACUCCGCAUGGGUUGCUCUCGUCAAGAAGCCAGACCAGACUGGCAAAGUGCAAUGGCUAUUCCCGGAGAGCUUUGCCUACAUUAUUAAGAUGCAAUGUGCUGACGGCGGUUGGAUGAGCAACACCAAGGCCCAAGUGGAUGGUAUCCUCAACACCAUGGCGGGACUGCUAGUGCUCAAACGAUACACCACAGAGCCCCUCCAAGUGGCUCUAGACCAGGGUCAUAUGGCAGAGAAACUUGAGCGCGCACUGGACAGCCUUCGCUCUCAACUUGACUCCUGGGACGCCUCCACUUCCAAUAACGUGGGAUUCGAAGUGAUUGUACCCGCCAUGUUGGAUCUCUUGGCUGCCGAAGACCCAUCGCUUGUCUUCCAUUUCCAAGCCAAGCCGGACUUGCUCGAGGUGUACCAGGCAAAGCUUUCUCGAUUCAAGCCAGAAUUCUUGUACGGGAAUGAUUUUGUGACAGCUACACACUCGCUGGAAGCAUUCAUCGGCCGACUAGACUUUGACAGGAUCAAGCAUCACAAGAUGUUUGGUUCGUUUUUCGCAUCACCGUCAUCCACAGCUGCGUACUUGAUGAAUGUUUCAGAAUGGGACGAAGAGGCUGAGGCGUAUCUGCGACACGUCGUCGCAUUUUCUGUUGGACAAGGCAACGGUGGUGUUCCUGGUGUGUUUCCGACUACAAACUUCGAGUAUAUUUGGGUCCUCUCAACUUUGCUUAGGUCUGGGUUCUCAGUGCUUGAGCUAGCCUCGCCGGAGCUCAACAGCAUGACAGAAAUGCUGCUUCAAACUUAUGAAGAAUCCGAGGGUGUAGUUGGCCUAGCGCCUGGAAUUGAAGCCGAUGUCGAUGACACUGCGAAGCUCAUCACAACCCUAGGCUAUCUCGGAGAGACAGUGCAGCCUCAACGUCUGAUAGAGGUCUUUGAGGUGCAGACACACUUCCGAGUGUAUCAGCACGAGCGUGACGCAAGCUUCAGUGCAAACUGCAAUGCCCUUAUUGCUCUUCUGCAUCCCGGUCAUUGCGACAUGUAUUGUGCGCAAAUUCGGAAGCUAGCCGAGUUUUUGUGCAAUAGGAAAUGGAAUGCAGAUGCGUGCAUCCGGGACAAAUGGAACACUAGCCAUCUUUACUCAUCAUUAUUAUUUGCAGAAGCAUUCACAGAUUUGCUUUACUUGGUUGAACAAGAUCACCUCGCAGAGACUUUCAGCGAGUCAUUUUUACGCAAGGCUGGCAUUUGCUUGUACCAAACUUGUCUGCGGCCCCUUUUGGACCAGUGUAGCAAUGGAUCCUGGGGUGAUUCUAUCGAAGAGACCGCUUAUGCAGUCUCCAUACUUGGCGAAGCACAAAAGCUGGUCUUUUUCCAGGACCUGCAGCAGAUCUUACGCGCCGCCAUCGACGAAGGCAUCGAUUACAUUCUGUCUUUUGCCACGACCAAAAUGAGCCAUCAUUGGUCUGACAAGGUGAGCUACGGCUCCCAUUCCAUUACCGAAGCCUACAUCUUGGCCGCUCUCCGGCAAGCGACUGUGCCCUUCACGGGUGCCAUCGGCUGUUCCAUAUUCGGAAACGCUACCGUGGAAAAGUCUGCAAGACAGAUUGAGUUGUUUCACAAAACGCCCCUUUUAGAGUGUCUGCCUCGAUGGGAGGUGGUUGCAUCUCUCAUUGACGCUGAACUGUUUGAACGGUUCAUCGACGUCCCCAAGCUCCAGUUUCUGCCCUCGAAUAGUGUCCAGGGCGGCGCGUACCUCAAGUUGGUGCCGUUUACCUGGACUAGCUGCAGCAACAGAUCGAGGUCGUAUGCUUCUCCCAGCUUUUUGCAUGAGAUGAUGGUCCUGUCUUUCUUUACGUAUCAAGCUGAUGAGUUUAUGGAGUCCAUUGCUGGACCAUCAUUUCAUGGUCGCUACGGGAUUUUGCGAAGUCUUAUUGACAAAGCGACGUUUCAUCCGCUGGAGCUGCCUCUCUCUCUUGAACCCGAACUUAACGAGCAAGUGACCAAAGCCGAUGCAGAAAUAUCACAACAGCUGUCACAAUGUGUGGACUUUCUGCUUAACAACGACGUCAUACAACAGGCGAGCUUCCACGACCGACGUAAUCUUCGACAGGAGCUGCGUCACUUUUUCCUCGCCCACACAGCCCAGGCGCAGGAUAAUCUGCGUUACGUGAUGGACAUUCAACUCGAGGACAAAGUCGUCUGUUCCGUAUCCCACAGUUACGCUCGAUGGGUAGCGACAACGUCGGCCGACCACAUUGCCGGCCCGUUCUGCUUUGCGUUUGCGCUCUGUGUCAUUGGCGCCAGCCUGCCCUCCAGAACGCUAGACAAAGACUGCUUUCCGUUAGUAGUGGAAAAGUAUUAUGCCGCCAGUGCCUCCACGCAUCUCUCCAUCAUGUGCCGCAUGUACAACGACAUCGGCUCCUGGGAAAGAGACAAUCGCGAAAACAACCUGAAUUCGCUGCACUUUGAGGAGUUCGCCACAGAAGUGAAAGCAGGCAGCCAGAAAUUGGCUCUGUACGGUCUGGCUCAGUAUGAGCGCGGCUGUUGGAAUGAGGCACUGAGUCUUUUACAGGCCGAGAAUAAUGCCAAAGGCAACAAUUCGAUGAAACAGUGUGGUAACCGUCGCAUCAAUUUGGUUCGUUUGUUUUGUGAUGUUACGGAUAUCUAUGGCCAGAUCUAUCUUCUAAAGGAUAUCUCCAGCCCGAUUGCAGUGCGGCAGCGCACAGCGGCGGCGUGA